Molecule: messenger RNA, 1634 nt
Organism: Rhodofomes roseus
Lineage: Eukaryota; Fungi; Basidiomycota; Agaricomycetes; Polyporales; Fomitopsidaceae
Product: DEAD-domain-containing protein
Exons: 5
Coding region: 100-1452 (450 amino acids)
Molecular function (GO): RNA helicase activity; ATP binding; nucleic acid binding
Source: RefSeq, a predicted model, not a curated record
CCGACUGAUCAAACUUUCGACGAGUGUUGCACUUCGUUCACCCAACCUUCACCUGGUGCUAACUUACUCGAGUACUUCGCUCAGACCGGCCUUGCCAUCAUGCCCGCCCCGGAGGAGGCCUCGACGUCCUCAGUACCCACUCCUACCUUCAAGUCUUUGGGUCUGAUAGAUCCUCUUCUUGAAGCCCUUGAACAACUCAACUUCAAGACCCCUACGGACAUCCAAACUGAAGCUCUACCGCAUGCAUUGCAGGGCAGAGAUAUCAUCGGCGUGGCCUCCACGGGCUCUGGAAAGACUGCCGCUUUUGCUCUUCCUAUUCUGCAGAAGCUAUGGGAGGAACCGAGGGGUCUAUUCGCAUGUGUCCUCGCACCGACCCGAGAGCUUGCGUACCAAAUAUCGCAGCAGUUCGAGGGUCUGGGCGCCGCCAUGGGGGUCAGAUGCGCAACAAUUGUUGGAGGCAUGGACAUGAUGUCUCAAGCAGUCGCACUCGCAAAGCGACCCCAUAUAGUGGUCGCUACUCCAGGACGUCUGAACGAUCACCUAGAGAACACGAAGGGCUUCAGUUUGCGAGGGUUGAAGUUCUUGGUAAUGGACGAGGCCGACCGACUACUUGACAUGGACUUUGGCCCUAUCAUCGAUACAAUUCUGAAGGCUAUCCCAAGAGAGCGCACGACCUACCUAUUCUCGGCGACAAUGACAACGAAGGUCCAGAAACUACAACGUGCCAGUCUGUCUAACCCUGUUCGCGUUGAAGUAUCUGAAAAGUACUCUACUGUAUCGACAUUACUGCAAUACUAUCUCUUCAUGCCAUUACCUCAGAAGGACGUACACCUCAUUUACCUAGCGAACUCCCUCACUCAAAAUUCCAUCAUCAUCUUUACUCGUACUGUACAUGAUGCCCAACGGGUGUCGAUCAUGCUACGGACGCUCGGCUUCCCGGCCGUACCGCUGCACGGUCAACUCAGCCAAAGCUCGCGUCUGGGGGCUCUGGCCAAGUUCAAGAGUGGCGGGCGCAAGGUUCUGGUCGCGACUGAUGUUGCGAGCCGUGGUUUGGACAUCCCUCACGUUGACGUAGUCAUAAACUACGACGUGCCUACACAUUCCAAGGACUAUAUCCAUCGCGUCGGUCGUACAGCUCGAGCAGGCCGCUCUGGGAAAUCGAUCACGCUGGUCACGCAGUACGACGUCGAGCUCAUCCAACGUAUCGAAGGGACAUUAGGAGGCAAGCAGAUGGAACUCUGGCCAAUAGACGCGGAGGAGAUUGCCCUGCUGCGCGAGCGCGUGGAUGAGGCGGGCAGGGUAGCGAUCAAUGAAAUGAAGGACCAGGGGAUGAGGGGCGGCCACGGGAAUAAGCGACGGAGGGAUGGUGGUGGCCGGGACGACAGAGACAGAGAUGAUGAUGUCGUGGAGGCGGGCAUGCCGACGAAAAAGAGGAGCAAGGGUCGAAGGUGACCACAUGCAUGUACUUCAUCUUCAAGAUGGCGCAUGCAGCUUCCGGGCACAGUUCAGUCCAUGAACAUCAGGUCGGAACGUAAUAAGUACUUGGUGCCGGAGAUGACUGGCGAGCCUUCGUGCAGUAGGCAUUCGUGUCCAUGUCUAAGUAGAGAUCAUAUGGUGAGUGUAAGUCACAACGA